Aplysia californica (California sea hare) is the source of this 939-nucleotide messenger RNA. RefSeq lists its product as uncharacterized. Lineage: Eukaryota; Metazoa; Mollusca; Gastropoda; Aplysiida; Aplysiidae. The transcript has 3 exons. The coding region runs from base 349 to 738 and encodes 129 amino acids. The record is from RefSeq and is a predicted model, not a curated record.
ACCAUUGCUGCAACUCAGGACAGAGAGAAGUGGAGGUCCACGAUCGCCCACGCUAGUCGGCAAGGCACCGGAUGAUGAUGAAAAUAGACGCAAUCACUUUUGGGUCUCGCGCUCUCGAAAGCCCAUGGUUUAACUUAGUUUAAGUAUUUUACUUCUUUGUCUUCUUUGAUAUUUUGGGAAAGCCCGGAGCGCAAUACUCCGCACUUCUCAUUCACUUCGAUGAACGUGCGAGUGUAUCACUCUGUCGAAGUGCCAAUGGUGUUGAGGGCGCAUGUUAUCAGUUGUGAUCAGAGAGAUCAAGAACUGAAACCGCGCGCCUUUGGGCGACUGAGGUAGGAUCUGUUCACGAUGGCUCGGCCGGCGACGAGGCGUAGGGAGCAGGAAUUCUUUAGCUUUCUCUCCAAGUCGGUCAUCCUCCUGUUCUUCCUCCUAGUGAACGGCAUCUCGUUUACCAUCAAACCCGAGAUGGCCACCAUGUUCGUGGUGCCCAGCGUCUGCCUGCUCUUCCAGAAACGGUUGGUCGGGGUCAGCGUGACCGUCAUGGCCUUCGUGGUGGCCUCCGCCCUGAUCACCAGUUUCGAGUCGGACAUCGUUUACGUGCUCGACGUGCACAUUCUCUUCUACAGCACCGUGCUCUUAAAAAACGUUGCACAGCGAGCAAGUUUGGCAUAUGAAGCAAAAAAAUUAAAAAAUCGCAAAGAACAGGAGAAGAAUGCUCGCCAACCGAGACCUAUAUAAUGAUUUAUCCACAUCCGGGUCAUCUCCACUGAGAUUUUCCAGAAGUUAAUGGAAGAAAAAUCAAAGGGCAGCAAACCAUCAAAUCUAUUGUCUUUCUUUGUGAUGACAGAGUUAAUUGUUCCUGUAUAAAGAACAGCUUCACAAGCGCGUGUAAUGUAUAUUGAGUGGAAUACAUGUUCUGAGUGCGAUGUACAGGGAAAA